This is a messenger RNA of Gracilinanus agilis (Agile Gracile Mouse Opossum), 3609 nucleotides long. It is a transcript of the gene CADPS, whose product is annotated as calcium dependent secretion activator. Gene Ontology annotation, cellular component: glutamatergic synapse. Gene Ontology annotation, biological process: dense core granule exocytosis; synaptic vesicle exocytosis; positive regulation of exocytosis. Bases 1 to 3609 code for a protein of 1202 amino acids. The transcript is spliced from 29 exons. NCBI's taxonomy places the organism in Eukaryota, Metazoa, Chordata, Mammalia, Didelphimorphia, Didelphidae. The record is from RefSeq and is a predicted model, not a curated record.
AUGUCAUUGGAGACAUUUAAGAUUCCUUUGCUUCAACUCAACCAGGACAAGUGCAAACAGCAACUACAAACAGUCAAAGAUCGUUUCCAGGCCUUCCUCAAUGGAGAGACUCAGAUUGUGGCUGAUGAAGCCUUCAUGAAUGCUGUUCAGAGUUACUAUGAGGUAUUCCUUAAGAGUGACCGGGUGGCCCGAAUGGUCCAGAGUGGUGGGUGCUCAGCCAAUGACUCCAGGGAGGUCUUCAAGAAGCACAUAGAAAAGAGGGUGCGUAGCCUUCCAGAAAUUGAUGGUCUCAGCAAGGAGACAGUGUUAAGCUCCUGGAUGGCCAAAUUUGAUGCCAUUUACCGUGGAGAGGAAGAUCCUCGGAAGCAACAGGCCCGAAUGACUGCCAGUGCGGCCUCUGAGCUAAUCCUGAGCAAGGAGCAGCUCUAUGAAAUGUUUCAGAACAUCCUGGGAAUCAAGAAGUUUGAACACCAGCUCCUGUACAAUGCCUGUCAGUUUCGGUGUUUAGAGAGACAGGCAUUUGAGAUCAGGGGGAAACUACGACUCCAAAAAGUUCAAGAACUUGCCCAAGAACGCAAGUUUCCUAAAUUUGUGUCCAAAGAAAUGGAGAAUAUGUACAUUGAAGAACUGAAAUCAUCAGUCAACUUGCUAAUGGCAAACUUAGAGAGUAUGCCAGUAUCGAAAGGAGGUGAAUUCAAGCUUCAGAAACUGAAACGAAGCCAUAAUACAUCCAUCAUUGACAUGGGAGAAGAGAAUGAAAACCAGCUUUCCAAAUCAGAUGUCGUGCUGUCCUUCUCCUUGGAGGUUGUAAUCAUGGAAGUUCAAGGCCUAAAGUCUUUGGCCCCCAAUCGCAUUGUAUACUGUACCAUGGAGGUAGAAGGAGGAGAAAAACUACAGACAGACCAAGCUGAAGCUUCCAAGCCAACGUGGGGGACACAAGGUGACUUCUCCACAAGCCAUGCCCUACCAGCUGUAAAGGUGAAGCUGUUCACAGAAAGCACAGGUGUCCUGGCCUUGGAGGACAAAGAACUCGGUCGGGUUGUUCUCCGUCCUACCCCUAACAGCCCCAAACAGUCAGAAUGGCAUAAAAUGACCGUUUCCAAAAACUGUCCUGAUCAAGAUCUGAAAAUUAAACUUGCUGUCCGGAUGGAUAAACCUCAAAACAUGAAGCAUUCUGGGUACUUAUGGGCCAUUGGUAAGAAUGUCUGGAAGAGAUGGAAGAAAAGGUUCUUCGUAUUAGUCCAGGUCAGCCAGUACACAUUUGCCAUGUGCAGCUAUCGAGAGAAAAAGGCCGAACCUCAGGAACUCCUGCAGCUGGAUGGCUACACCGUAGACUACACUGACCCCCAACCAGGUUUGGAAGGGGGCCGAGCCUUCUUCAAUGCAGUUAAAGAAGGGGAUACAGUGAUUUUUGCCAGCGAUGAUGAACAAGACCGUAUCCUGUGGGUCCAAGCCAUGUACCGGGCCACUGGCCAGUCCCACAAGCCCGUACCCCCAACUCAAGUUCAAAAGCUAAAUGCCAAGGGAGGAAACGUACCUCAGCUAGAUGCACCAAUCUCUCAAUUUUAUGCAGAUAGAGCUCAAAAACAUGGCAUGGAUGAAUUUAUCUCUUCCAAUCCCUGUAACUUUGACCACGCUUCCCUCUUUGAGAUGGUGCAGCGCCUAACUUUGGACCACAGACUAAAUGAUUCCUAUUCUUGCCUGGGCUGGUUCAGUCCUGGCCAGGUAUUUGUACUAGAUGAGUACUGUGCACGCAAUGGAGUCAGAGGCUGUCACAGACAUCUCUGCUACCUCAGUGAUCUCCUUGAACGAGCUGAAAAUGGAGCCAUGAUCGACCCCACACUGCUUCACUACAGCUUUGCCUUCUGUGCAUCCCACGUCCAUGGGAACAGGCCUGAUGGAAUAGGAACUGUGACAGUUGAGGAAAAAGAACGCUUUGAAGAAAUCAAAGAGAGACUCCGAGUUCUUCUGGAAAAUCAAAUCACACAUUUUAGGUAUUGCUUUCCAUUUGGCCGACCUGAAGGCGCGUUAAAAGCUACACUCUCUCUUUUGGAAAGGGUUUUGAUGAAAGACAUUGUUACCCCAGUGCCACAAGAGGAGGUAAAAACGGUCAUCCGUAAAUGCUUAGAGCAAGCUGCGUUAGUCAACUAUACUCGUCUCUCAGAGUAUGCCAAAAUUGAAGAGAAUCAAAAGGACACAGAAAAUGUAGGCCGCUUAAUCACCCCUGCCAAAAAACUAGAAGACACAAUACGCUUGGCGGAAUUAGUCAUUGAAGUCCUCCAGCAAAAUGAAGAACAUCAUGCAGAGGCCUUUGCAUGGUGGUCAGACUUAAUGGUGGAGCAUGCUGAGACGUUCCUGGCAUUGUUUGCGGUGGACAUGGAUGCUGCCUUGGAGGUGCAGCCCCCGGAUUCGUGGGACAGCUUCCCACUGUUCCAACUGCUCAAUGACUUCCUCCGUAGCGAUUAUAAUUUGUGCAACGGAAAAUUUCACAAACACCUGCAGGACCUGUUUGCCCCACUUGUGGUUAGAUAUGUCGAUCUGAUGGAGUCCUCAAUUGCACAGUCAAUUCACAGGGGCUUUGAACGGGAAUCGUGGGAGCCAGUAAAGAGUUUAACCAGUACCCUACCCAAUGUGAAUCUACCUAAUGUGAAUCUACCCAAAGUACCCAAUCUACCAGUUAACAUCCCUCUAGGCAUCCCACAAAUGCCUACUUUUUCGGCACCGUCAUGGAUGGCUGCUAUCUAUGAUGCUGAUAAUGGAUCAGGCACCUCGGAAGAUCUGUUCUGGAAACUUGAUGCCCUGCAGACUUUCAUUAGGGAUUUGCACUGGCCCGAGGAAGAGUUUGGAAAACACCUAGAACAACGCCUGAAACUGAUGGCCAGUGAUAUGAUUGAAUCCUGUGUGAAAAGAACCAGGAUUGCAUUUGAAGUUAAGCUGCAAAAAACCAGCCGAUCGACAGAUUUCCGAGUCCCACAGUCAAUAUGCACCAUGUUUAAUGUUAUGGUUGAUGCCAAGGCCCAAUCAACAAAACUUUGCAGUAUGGAAAUGGGCCAAGAGCAUCAAUACCACUCAAAAAUAGAUGAACUAAUUGAAGAAACUGUUAAAGAAAUGAUAACACUCUUAGUGGCAAAGUUUGUCACAAUCCUGGAAGGCGUGCUGACCAAAUUAUCCAGAUAUGACGAAGGAACUUUGUUCUCUUCUUUCCUUUCAUUUACUAAGCCCGGAAUGGACGUCGCUGAUGCCUACGUGACAUUUGUCCGCCACUCUCAGGAUGUCCUCCGUGAUAAGGUCAAUGAGGAGAUGUAUAUAGAAAGGUUAUUUGAUCAAUGGUACAACAGUUCCAUGAACGUGAUUUGCACCUGGUUGACAGAUCGGAUGGAUUUGCAGCUUCAUAUUUAUCAACUGAAAACUCUUAUUAGGAUGGUAAAGAAAACUUAUAGGGACUUCCGAUUGCAAGGGGUACUAGACUCUACCUUAAACAGCAAAACCUACGAUACAAUCCGAAACCGACUUACUGUAGAAGAAGCUACGGCCUCCGUGAGCGAGGGAGGGGGUCUUCAGGGCAUCACGAUGAAGGACAGUGAUGAAGAAGAUGAAGAAGAUGAUUAA